This is a messenger RNA of Pogona vitticeps (central bearded dragon), 2263 nucleotides long. RefSeq names its product la-related protein 6. The record is from RefSeq and is a predicted model, not a curated record. Gene Ontology annotation, cellular component: ribonucleoprotein complex; nucleus. NCBI's taxonomy places the organism in Eukaryota, Metazoa, Chordata, Lepidosauria, Squamata, Agamidae. Gene Ontology annotation, biological process: RNA processing. Gene Ontology annotation, molecular function: mRNA binding.
UCUUUUUCCCUCUGGCCACUUUAAUUUCCAAGCAGCAUCACCUGAUCUUUCUCUCCUGGAAUAGCUUUCUCUCUUAAGACCCUGUUUCCUGGGUGUUUGGGGUCUCUCUUUUUCCUCCUCCCCUUUAUUCUUUGCCCUGGCUUUGAAACUGAGUUUGGUGUGGAUGGCAGAAUAGGUCAAACCAAUUUUCCAGAGUAAUUGGUUAAAGAGACUCUAUCAAAUCCAGAUGAAGUGCUCGGUUCUCGUGCCACCCCACAAUGGCCUUGAGGUUUGACUCCCAGCUGAAAUGUAGCACGCCAGUUCCAGUCCAAGGGGGGCCAUUCUCUCCUCUCCAUUUUUUCCCCCGGCCAAGCAGAUCUUUUCCCCUGCUGAGCCAAGAGGAGCUGCUGGAAACUUUGGAUGGGAGCCCUUACGACUUGAAUGACAUCAGCCCAGGCCUGUUUGAGAGCAGUGACUCCUCCAUGCCAGAUUUGCAGCUAGUCAGAAAGAUAGUCUCUCAGGUGGAGUUCUAUCUCUCUGAUGACAACUUGGCCAAAGAUGCCUUUCUUCUAAAGCAUGUGCAGAAGAACAAAAUGGGGUUUGUGAGCAUUAAACUCCUGACCUCUUUCAAAAAGGUGAAAUAUUUAACAAGAGAUUGGCGGGUGACCCUCUAUGCUCUGCAGUUCUCAGAGAAGCUGGAAGUCAACGAAGAAGGGACAAAGGUGAGGAGGAAGACUCCCAUUCCAGAGUAUCUGGUGAAUAUCCCUCCAAGCAAAAUGCUGUUGGCCUGGAAUGUCCUUCCUUAUGAGCAAAUGGUUCCAGGGUCACUCCUGUUCCAGACCACCUUUCUUGACAAGGUCACCAAGCUUUUUGGGCCCUUUGGAGAUAUCACCUCCAUACGCAUCCUGAGGCCUGGCAAGAAGCUCCCUUCAGAUGUAAAGAAGUAUUCAUCACGGUACCCAGAGCUUUUGACCAAGUGUUGUGCCUUGAUAGAGUACGAGAGUUUGGAGAGCGCUCGGAAAGCUUUUGAGGAGCUUGGGCACAACAACCAGGCCUCUUCCUCUGGAGAAACUAUCAAAGUGGUCAGCCUUUCUGGGAGAGGUUCCAAGAAGAAGAGUGUGGCCAGCCAGGAAGAUAGUGAGGAGACUGAGGAGAUGGAGAAGCCUGCUAGAAAGUGGACAGACAUGUUGCCAGAAGGCCUCCAGCAUGCCCUGGAAGACUCCUUCUUCUAUAGCUCAUCCACAGAGUCAGACAGCACCCCGGUUUCUACACCCAUCCUGCCUCGGAACUUCCUCUCUGCUCCAGUCUGGCCCACCACCAGAUUCUGUAGCUCAGCUGGCCAGGGCUUCAAACCAAAUUUCUUCAGCAUCCCAUAUGCUGGCCCUCUGCCACUGCACAAGUCACUGGCUUGGCCCUUUUACCCUCCACCUCUCUCUGUACCCAAGCUGGGCAAUGGUACUCCAGAAUUACAAAAGCCAUCUGAUUCCUGCUGGGAUAGUGGGAUCAGUAGUGGGAAUGUGUGGAUACCCAAGCGGCGUGGACCAGCUUGCAGUCAACUCCUUCCACAGAAAACUGAGCACCCGAGCCCAGUGGCUGUGACCAAACGGAUGUCUGAAUCACAUGGAAUCCGUCCAGAAGUGAUCCGCCUUCCACAAGGGCCAGAUGGCACUCGGGGCUUUUACAAUACCAUUGGAAGGGGGAAAUUUGUCUUGAGGCACUAAGCUUUUCUGUCCUUUAUGAGGGGUGGCAACCUUAUAUGGGGGAGCUAGGUCUGCAUACCAUUUCUGUAGAGGGGGGUGUUUCAUAUCCUGUGGAUCCAGGAGUCUGACCUAUCAGAAGAGUAGUGCUGUAAGAAGAUUUCUAUGGAGGCUGAUCUAUACUAAAUACAACACAGAUUUGUUUUUUAUCUCCUUCAGUUUGCUUUUUCUGCUUCGGGCUGUCUGAACAGAUUCUACCUUAGCAUAUCCCAAGUUAGUUUUCCAUCCUAUACUACUGCUCAUAAUACUGAAAUAUGUCUGUCUGGAUGAGCAGAUGCAACAUUGUGAAUCUCUGUUGCCCUCACCCCUUUUCCUUUUUUCCCCCCUUUUCUUAUUUUGGAACUUGACCUUUGGAAUUGACAACAUAGUACUAGGAAUAUGAAGUAUGAAUGGUUAAAUAUAAAAAUGAAGGCAGAGUUGUGAAUCACUAGAUUUGGAAUGCUUGUGUUGUAUAGCUGUGAGAGAUAGAGACUGGAUCUGCUGCAGUUAAAAACAUGCAAUAAAAAAAUAUAGAGCCAUUCCAAAGA